Messenger RNA from Vavraia culicis subsp. floridensis, 774 nucleotides. RefSeq lists its product as uncharacterized. Lineage: Eukaryota; Fungi; Microsporidia; Pleistophoridae. Gene Ontology annotation, cellular component: nucleus. Gene Ontology annotation, molecular function: zinc ion binding; ubiquitin protein ligase activity. Gene Ontology annotation, biological process: protein ubiquitination; ubiquitin-dependent protein catabolic process. The record is from RefSeq and is a predicted model, not a curated record. The coding region runs from base 1 to 750 and encodes 249 amino acids. The transcript has a single exon.
AUGGACAGGGGAAUUCAACAGCUGAACGAACCAGGAUUUGAGAUAUUCGAGGUUGAUGAUCCCAACGUUUAUGCUUCCAUAACAGCUGUAAAUAUCGGUAUCGUUUACGUAAAGAACCUUACAGCACAGGUGGUCUGCAAAAAGUGUCAAAGGAAUUUUGCAAUCAGCCGAAACAAGCAGUGCCAAUGCAGAAAUGACCUUGUCUACCGUUUUACGCCCAUUUUUUACCGGAACAGCUAUAUUGGCGGGUUAGUGUUGAAUUCGCUGGUUUUAAUAUGCUUUGAAACACCGGAGGUUAUCUUAAGUUGUUUGAAUUGUGGUUCGUACUACAACAUCAAAGAAAAAAGUGCAGAGUUUUGCUGUUUUAACUGCAAUACGUUUACAAAAUAUAAACUCAACAAAGUCUGGUUGAAGCAUUCAAAGAAAGAACAGGGCAAAGAAUACGUUCCCGUCAGAGGCACUCCUUUGCCCGAAAAUGGUGCCUGCAAGCAUUACAGAAAAUCAUUCAGGUGGUACAGAUUUCCUUGCUGCAAUAAGCUGUUUCCAUGUGAUGAAUGUCAUAACGAAAGCGCUGACCACGAACUCAAGCGAGCCGGUAAGAUGAUUUGCGGGUUUUGCGCAGAAGAGCAGAACAUUGCGAGGGAGUGUAAAUGCCAGGGCCGAACUUUGAAGGGACAUUGGAAUGCAGGAAAAGGAACAAGAAAUAAAGAAUUGAUGAGCAAGAAAGACAAGCAGAAAUAUAAGAAGUAAUAAAACUGUGCUUUUGUGUACGAA